UCCUAGAUAUCUGUGUCUGUUUUGCAGCACACAAGCAAUGACCCAUAUUGCUUUGUGGAGUUCUUUGAGCAUAGGGAUGCAGCUGCUGCGUUGGCAGCCAUGAAUGGCCGGAAGAUCCUUGGAAAGGAGGUGAAGGUAAAUUGGGCCACAACUCCAAGUAGCCAAAAGAAAGAUACAUCCAAUCACUUUCAUGUCUUUGUGGGUGAUUUGAGUCCAGAGAUAACUACUGAAGAUAUCAAAGCUGCCUUUGCACCAUUUGGAAAAAUCUCAAUGCUCAUAGGAUUGGACAGGAGCUUGAAGGCUUACAGCAAGGAACUGUGCACAUGGAAAACUCAGAUGUAGAUUUUUUUAUUAUUCCAUCUAUUCAUUCUUCUUACAUUUUUAUACUGCAAUAAUAUUGUUAUUAACCUUUAACGUAGUGUAGAAUUUUUUAACCAAGUCCAGUAUUUUCCAUUUAGACGUGUGUUUUUAAAAUAAAUGUUAUCUAAUGAUGGUUUUGCCUAGAUGUGUUGAUUCUAGUUUGACUUUCCAAGAAUUCUGAAAAUGUCAAUUUCUCGAAAUUUGCAGCUUCCCAAACUCCAUAUUGGUGGUAAAGAAUUGACCAGGAAAAAUAAAGAAAUCUGUUAACAGGCCAUGGAUGCACGUGUGGUGAAGGAUAUGACAACUGGGAAAUCUAAGGGGUAUGGAUUUGUGUCCUUCUAUAACAAACUGGAUGCAGAGAAUGCCAUCGUGCACAUGGGAGGACAGUGGUUGGGUGGACGGCAGAUCAGAACAAACUGGGCCACUCGGAAGCCUCCUGCUCCCAAAAACGCACAAGAGAGUAGCUCGAAGCAGCUGAGAUUUGAAGAUGUGGUGAACCAGUCGAGUCCUCAGAACUGCACCGUAUACUGUGGGGGGAUUCAGUCUGGCCUCUCAGAACACCUCAUGCGACAGACAUUUUCACCAUUUGGACAAAUCAUGGAGAUCCGGGUUUUUCCUGAAAAAGGCUAUUCUUUCAUCAGGUUUUCUACUCAUGAGAGUGCAGCCCAUGCCAUUGUCUCUGUGAAUGGAACCACCAUUGAGGGCCAUGUUGUUAAGUGUUACUGGGGCAAAGAGUCACCUGACAUGGCCAAAACUGUACAACAGAUGGACUACAGCCAAUGGGGACAGUGGAAUCAGGUGUAUGGAAAUCCCCAGCAGCAGUAUGGUCAGUAUAUGACCAAUGGCUGGCAAAUGCCAUCCUACGGCAUGUACGGUCAGACGUGGAAUCAGCAAGGAUUUGGCAUGGAGGACUCCAUACUGGCAGCUGCCCAGAACAUGUCAAGCCCCAUGUGCUCUCCUCCUAGCAGGCAGUCACAGUCCCCAGGCUGGAUGGGAGGAUUCGGCACUCAGUCCUCUCAGGCUCAGCCUGGCCCAGUGAUGCCCAAUCAAUCCACCUUUGGCAUGGCUGGCUACCAGACACAGUGAGCGGGGCCGCGCUAAACGCAGUCACUCAACUCAACGAGUGGAAACUGGCCCCACAUAGAGAAUGGCGAUGCUGAGAUGAGAUUGCGUACCACGCCUUGGAGGAAAGAGUAAAACCAGUUGAAGUUUUUAAGAGACUUAAUGCUGAAUGCUCAUGGCUGAAUAGGACCUAAUGCCAUGAAUUGGGAAAAUGAAAUAUAUUGGCUGACACAUGUCUGUAUAACAGAAAUUCUCCUUUUGAUUAUUUUCUUGCUGUCUCAUUACUUUUGGUGAACUGAGAGGCGAGACGUAUAAGACAUUUCCCCCUCCUUAUUUGGGUUUAUGACUACACAUGGUCUAAACAGCUGGCAAGGGAUAAUGUUCCUUGUUUUUGUCCCAGAUUUGGAGACAGGGUUUGCACUGGUACAUUUAGAAAUGUUUGAAAUGUUUAGUUGUAGAUGUAGUGACGCUUUUUAAUCUGAAAAGAAAUUGCCCCAGUGGGCUGAAGAUAAACGUGCUUAAAGUCCAUCACUUUUCAUUUUGUACGUAAAGCACCAACUGUCCUAUUUUAACAAAACAACGUAAGUCGAGACACUUUGGGGAGUUCUAAAAGACCCAUUUCUUGUAAAUGUUUCCGUGUACAUGAAUUUCUAUGUGCCGUUGUCUAUAGUUCCCCUCUUCAGCUUCGCUCUGCAUUUCAGCACAGUAUUCUUCUCUCAGCAGGAUCUUAGAUUCAGUGUGGAAGUCUCUGUAGCUAUUAUUUAGCUGACAUCUUUUAGUCACUCUUCAUUAUGGACUUAAGUUAGCAAGGGCAAUGUGUACAUAACCUUUGAUAACGAUGUAUGAAAGUAAGUUUGUUUUUAUUUUCCAAAGCAUGCAUUCUUCAUUAUAGAGUUCUACAAAUUGAAUGCUGUACAUAGCACACUGGUACAAAUUGCUUGACUGACAUAUUGAACCAAUCCAGUGUAAUUUACAAAGAAGCCUUAAUUUUAAUAGGUCAGUUCACGCAUCAUUUUGUAACUCACAGUUUGAAGCUCGUGGUAGAGAGCUGAUGAUUUGUUGUAGAGCCCUUUUGCACUUCAGUGUUCAUUUGCAGAUUUGGACAGAUAUGUGUGCCAUUUUCAGCUGUUGAGCAGGGUGAGUUUUCCACUUGUUAGGGUAAACUGCAUGUUUUUAAAAUGUGUUGUUGGGGUUGCUAAAUGAAUGUAAAGGGCUGAACUGUUGGAUUAUACUCAAGAUUUUGAAAAUGUAUCCAUUGUAUCAGAGGAGAAACCUCCAUAAAUUGAUAAUUGGAUAUUCUUUUCAGGCAUCAAAGUUGAACCCAACGCAAAACAUGGCUGCAACUUUAAGGCGUGUAAAAAAUAAAACUAGAACACUUGUA
Alosa sapidissima (American shad) is the source of this 2803-nucleotide messenger RNA. It is a transcript of the gene tial1, whose product is annotated as TIA1 cytotoxic granule-associated RNA binding protein-like 1. Gene Ontology annotation, molecular function: mRNA binding; DNA binding. NCBI's taxonomy places the organism in Eukaryota, Metazoa, Chordata, Actinopteri, Clupeiformes, Clupeidae. The record is from RefSeq and is a predicted model, not a curated record. Gene Ontology annotation, cellular component: cytosol. The transcript is spliced from 12 exons. Bases 634 to 1446 code for a protein of 270 amino acids.